Messenger RNA from Pistacia vera, 2006 nucleotides. RefSeq lists its product as uncharacterized. The record is from RefSeq and is a predicted model, not a curated record. Gene Ontology annotation, cellular component: intracellular membrane-bounded organelle. The transcript is spliced from 2 exons. NCBI's taxonomy places the organism in Eukaryota, Viridiplantae, Streptophyta, Magnoliopsida, Sapindales, Anacardiaceae. The coding region runs from base 294 to 2006 and encodes 570 amino acids.
UCUUAGCUAAAGAUCCAAACUUUCGUCAACUUCACUCAACGAACUCUUACUUCAUCUCGAAAGAUCCAAACUUUCAACUUGUGGGCAUUUAAUUUUAUACUGAAUUCUUUGCAACAAAAUACAAAGGACAAACCAGUUUCAGGGUAAAGUUUUGUGGGUGAGUGUCAAAACUGCGACUUUGAUUUUCUUCUAUAAUGUAUUUGAAUAAUUGGGUGUAGGAGUUUUGUGGCUUUUAGGUAGUGGGUAGGUGAGAGAUUUUGAAAGAGUGAUUUGAGUACAGAGAUUUUGGAAUUAUGAAGAGUGUAUUGUUGGUUAUUUUUGUUUGUAUUGUGUAUGGAUCAUUUGUUUUUGGGUUCAAUGGUGAAUACUUCCAAGAUGUGGUCACUGAGUAUAAAACUGAAAGUGUGACCUACAACUAUGAUAGGAUUGAUGAAGUGAAGAAGAAAUGUGGUUUUGUUUUAUCUUCUGCUAGUGAGUUGAAGGUUGAUGAUAGUAGGUUUUAUAGUAUCAAAGAUGAUCUCAAUGUAGAGAGUGGUGAUUGGGAGCAGGAGGUGGGUGAUGCCCCAAUCAUGCCAUUUGAUGAUAGGGACAUCCCGAAGAAGUCAUCUCGAAACCCUUUGAAACUGGUUUCUUUCUGGGUUACAGACGUUGAUCUUAAGCAUCGUUCGAAGAAAUAUGUUAGUGUAAGAGGGGACAUGCUUAUUGGUAUAACACUAGAUGAUUCAUUUUCUGAGAAACCUUAUGAAGGGGGAGGCCCUCAAUUUCAGAUAUGGCCUAAUCAUACUCAAAUUUCAAUGUCAUUUCAAGGGAUAUAUACUGAAACUAAGAAAAAUGGUGGUGAAAGGGUGUUAUGUUUGUUGGGGACUGCAAUGUUACCGUCUAGGGAGUCUGAUUCGAACAAUCCAUGGGAAUGGAUGAAGGGCUCUGAUCAGAAUUAUUACCAGCCACCACUUUUGCAAGAUGAUCAAAUUCUGCUUGUGCUUAAUUCCCCUAUGACUUUCACGCUUACAAAUAGGGCAAUACGAGGGGAGAUGAGCAGUUUAAACCCAAAGUCAAAUCAGAAGUACUUUGACAAAGUUCACAUUUUGUCCCAAUUUGGCAGGUCAGCACACUAUGAGUUUGGUGCUGAGAAGAUUGUUUCAAAGGCAUGUGACCCGUAUCCCUACCAAGAUAGCUUCUUGAAAGGCGGCAUUGAUAUCUAUAAAGGGAGUGGUAGGUUUUGUGAAGUUUUAGAGCAGGUUACUACUGGAGGAGCUUUUGGUCGUGCAGGAGUUCUCACUGUCGUGCCAUACUGGAAAUGCAAUGGCACAGACAAUUUUUGUAGUAAGCUGGGUCCAUUUGGUUCAGACAAAGCAAUUCAAGCAACAGAUGGAAGCUUUAAAGAUGUCACAAUUUUAAUUCAGAACCUUAGGUGUCAACAAACACAUGGAAAGGGCAACGCCAGCUCAGCAAAGGUUGCUGCAGUAUUUCGAGCUGUCCCUCCAUUGGAAAAUAGACAUAAUGCUGCAUGGAGAUAUGGGGUAAGCAACUUGACCGUUGCUGCUGAGGGACUUUGGAAGUCUUCGAGUGGGCAACUCUGCAUGGUUGGUUGCCUUGGGCUAGUUGAUGCAGAAGGGACUGGCUGUGAUACUCGAAACUGUUUGUACAUUCCUAUGUCAUUUUCCAUUAGGCAACGAAGCAUAAUCGUUGGCAGUUUUUCCAGCAGUAAUAGUAGCACAUCAUAUUUCCCUUUAUCUUUUGAAAAGCUUGUUGGGCCGACAGAGUUGUGGAAUUAUUUCAGAACUGCCACUCCACAUUACAGUUACUCAAAAAUAGAUGCAGCUGCUAUUGUCCUCGAAAAGAACGAGCCUUUCAGUUUUCGAACAGUCAUCAAGAAAUCCUUGCUUCACUUCCCCAAAUUGGAAGAUUCAGAGGCAUUUUUAUCUAGUCUUUCUCUUCUUUCAAAAGGCCCAGGGAGAAACCAAUUCAACCAGCAAUACAAAUGGGACAGCCCACACCCUAUGUAA